Schizophyllum commune H4-8 is the source of this 1116-nucleotide messenger RNA. RefSeq lists its product as uncharacterized. The coding region runs from base 58 to 1041 and encodes 327 amino acids. The record is from RefSeq and is a predicted model, not a curated record. The transcript is spliced from 17 exons. NCBI's taxonomy places the organism in Eukaryota, Fungi, Basidiomycota, Agaricomycetes, Agaricales, Schizophyllaceae.
CGUCGCCCCUGAAUCUCGUGUUCGCUUCCCUUUCUCUCGGGCCCGACUGCCAUCGUUAUGCGUUAUGCGGCGGAAUCACAUGGCCCCGUCCUCAUGGGAACUUUCCUCAACGUGCUUUUGUACGGCGUCUCUGUUAUGCAGACAUACCUUUACUGGAACGUAUACAAUCGAAAAGACCCCUUGUAUCUCAGGCUCCUCGUUCUCUUCCUCUUUCUCGCAGACACCGCGCAUACCGCGUUCACGAUGGCGUACAUGUAUAUUGCCCUGAUCAUUCACUACGAUGAUCCUCCGUACCUGCAACAUACGACCUGGGUAUUUGCGACUGAACCUGCCCUCGUGGGCAUCAUUGGCGGCAGCGUGCAGUUGUUCUUCAGCUGGCGUGUGAGGAUGCUAAUUGGUAACACCCUCCUCGCGGGCAUCAUCGCUGCCUGCGCGUGCACUGCUUGCUUAAGUGGCAUCGGAACGGCCAUCUCUUGCAUGAUGAUAUCUGUGUUCUCUGAGCUACAUAGGUCGUUGCCGGUUGUUGGAGUUUGGUUUGGGUCCGCCUCCCUGGCAGACAUCCUAGUCGCAGGGAGUCUGGUGAACUAUUUGCGCAAACAUAGGACGGGGAUCAAGUCCACGGAUACGCAGGUCGACCGGAUAAUACGAUUGACCCUACAAACUGGCGUCAUCACUUCGCUUUGGGGUGUGAUGCAUAUGCUCUUGUAUCUCCUAGAGCAUAAGGGCUGGCAUCUCAUGUUCAACUUCUCGUUGGCGAAGAUAUAUACCAAUUCCUUCAUGUCGAGCCUCAAUAGCCGCCAAGGGUGGCAUUGGCAGACGGAUAAUGUGGCUUCCAGCCAAACGGCUGGACAGAGUGUGAAGUUUCACUCGCUCAGGCAACUGGGGAUACUUGACUUGAGCACCUUUAACGCUACCAAUGCAGAAGCUGGAUCAUCGGAGACGGUGGAUGGUCGAGCCAAAGGCGCUCCUUGCAGCGAAUCGCAUCGCCCCAGCCUCGACGUUUCGCAGGAUACUAUGGGGGGUUCCCGGGAAGUAGUAUAGAUAUGGUUUCUCUGUGGGCGUAGCACUUGACGUAUUUAUACCGAGACAUUGUCCAAUUAGUUCCGUUGCUGGCAA